CGAACGGCCCAAGAAGAACAAGAUGAUCUCAGGGAAGAAGAGAAGGGAGAGGGGAAAAAAUCGCGGCAAUCGCAGGGGCGCGAGGCCAAAACAGAAUUGCCUAGUGGAGAAGGGGAAAACGGAGACGCGAAAUGGUCUGGUCCCCGUGAAGCGUCACGGCGAAGGCACCGGUGGCCUCGUCCAGCGCCUAUCGUUUCCGGGGCCCUCGUCUGUCCGCCUCGCCUCCUCUUCCUCCUCGACCUCGCUCUCCUCCCCACCGCUACUUGCCCUCCCGAUAUAAGCCCUAUCCCUCUCCGCCUUGCCCUGCUCUCACUUGUCGUGACGCCGCCGUGCCGGCCCCACCCCACCGCCGGCGAGAUUGCGCGGCAGCUGCCGAUGGCGACCGCCGUGGCGGCGCAGCCGAGGUGCACCGCCAGCACAUCGAGGGUUUAUACUCUGGAGAAAGUAUAUGGAUUCAGAUUCGUAUGCAGAAGCAUCGUGGAUCUAAAGACUCAAAAGUUCCACCCCCGCAUUUCUAAGAGAAAGUGCUACUUGAAGAACUCACCAUCGGAAUGUGACAAGAUCAUUCACAGUGCUAGAUGGUUGGAGUUUCGGAGCCAGAAGGGAAUCUUUCAGAGAACUAGAAGGAUUGUUCACAUUAUCCGUUUGGCUUCUGAUGAUGACAGCAACGGUGUAUCUGUUAAUGGAGUUCCACAAGUUGGUUCAAUAAGUGACAUGGAGGAAAUAAGGUUGAAAUUGGAUAAAGCGCUGCAAACUGAAGAUAUUAGCUCUGGACUUGUCCAGUCAAUACAUGAUGCUGCGAGGUCUAUUGAAUUGGCUUUCCUAGAUCACCGCAAAUCAUCAAAGGACUAUUGGUUUCCAAAGACAUGGCUCGGUGUUGAGAACAAUGCAUGGAUAAAAUCACUGUCUUAUCAGGCUGCUGUGGACUUAUUGUUGCAAGCAGUUAUCGAUGUUUCAUCUCGAGGGAAUGGCAGAGAUAGAGAUAUUAAUGUAUUUGUUCAAAGGAGUGUGUCCCGCCUGCUCAGCUCUCUAGAGACUGUUAUCAAGAAUGAGUUGACUAAAAGGGAACCUACAUUAUAUCAAUGGUAUUCUUCUGUUCAAAAUCCUUUGGUGGUGAGAACAUUUGUGAACAUUUUUGAAAAUGAUCCACGGGUUAACCCUGCAACAUCAAUAUGCUGUGAAGGCGAGCCAGUGAGCACUAGUGAAAGUGAUCUUUCUCUACUUAUGCUAGGUUUGAUCUGUCUUGCUGCUAUCACAAAGCUUGGAUCAACAAAAGUUUCUUGUCAGCAGUUCUCCUCAAUGGUUCCUGAUAUUAUUGGUCGGUUCAUGGAUAUGCUUCUUGAGUUUGUCCCUCUAAGUAAAGCAUAUAACUUGACAAAAGAUAUUGGUCUUCAGAGAGAGUUCUUGUAUAAUUUUGGUCCUCGUGCCGCUGUUCCUAAAUUUACCAGUGAUAAUGGAGUUGAGAUAUCGUUUUGGAUUGAUCUGGUUCAGAAACAGUUACUUCGUGCUCUUGAUCGUGAAAAGAUAUGGUCAAGACUGACAACAAGUGAAAGUAUUGAGGUUCUGGAAAAGGAUCUUGCAAUAUUUGGAUUUUUCAUUGCUUUAGGCAGAAGCACACAACGGUAUUUGUCAUCCAAAUGUCUUACUGAUUUGGAUGAUUCACUUGAUGGUAUUGUAAGGUACCUUAUUGGCGGAAGUGUAUUGUAUUAUCCACAGUUGUCCUCUAUUAGUUCAUAUCAGUUGUAUGUGGAGGUAGUCUGUGAAGAGCUUGAGUGGCUUCCCUUUUACAGUGGUGAUGUGCCAACUACAACAACUGAUAAUGAAGGUAGAGAAGAAAUGCCUAAAGCGGAAGUAAUAUCAAGAAUGCUAAAUGUGUGCACUUAUUGGAUGACUAGUUUUAUCAAGUACAGCUCAUGGCUUGAGAACCCAUCAAAUGUGAAGGCAGCAAGAUUCCUGUCCAAGGGACAUGCCAUGUUGAGUGACUGCAUGAAGGAGCUUGACAUAGCAAAAAAUAAUAAGUUGAAAGGCCGAGGGUUGCCAGAACCCGAAGAACACCCGGUUACCGAGACAGAGUUAGCUUCCUUUGACAAGGUAUCUGUUGUAGAAUGUGCUUCGCGUGUGCCUAUAAAAUCACUUGAAAGUGUUGAAGAAGCUUUGGUUAAGUUAGAAAAUUUACUUCAAGAAUUGCACGUUUCCAGUUCUAACUCUGGUAAGGAGGAUCUAAAGGCUGCAUGCUCUGAUCUUGAAAUGAUCAGAAGACUGAAUAAAGAAGCUGAGUUUCUUGAGGCAUCCUUUCGAGCAAAAGCCGAAUCUCUGGAGGCUAAUGCUAGUAACGGACCAUUAUCACCUGCGGCAGAGGAAGGACGUGGAAAGACAGGUAGCAAGGCUAAUGAGACUCCAGUACCACUAAAAUCAACGAACAGGGUGGAUAACAAGCGACGUCCAUUUUGGGACUUCUUUGGUAGGACUUCUGGAAGGAAAGUUGAGCCAGUACUUCAAGUUGCAGAUCAAGAUGGUGCUGUUACCAAUGUGGAGAAGAAAGACAUGGAGCCAAACGACAUCCUCCGCUUUGAACAGUUAAGGCGUGAGCUAAUUGAGUUAGAAAAGAGAGUUCAGAAGAGCAAAGAUGAUGCUCAAAAGGAGGAGGUGUUGGAUGUCCCAGAUGAAACAACUUUGGCAUUGCCUGCUGCGCCAAUGCCUUCUGAUCUGGUUAGCAAGAAGGAAAAUGUUAUAACCAAGUCAGUGGAGAAGGUCAAGGAGACAACGACGACUGUGUUGCAAGGGACACAACUCUUAGCAAUUGAUACCGGUGCUGCUACGGAUUUGCUAAGAAGAGCUCUUAUUGGGGAUGAACUAACUCAGAAGGAAAAACAGGCUCUUCAAAGAACCCUGACGGAUUUGGCAUCUGUUGUCCCUAUAGGAAUACUCAUGCUUCUGCCAGUUACCGCUGUUGGUCAUGCUGCUAUUUUGGCUUUCAUCCAGAGAUAUGUACCUUCAAUGAUCCCAUCCACAUAUGCCCCUGAGAGGUUAGAUCUCCUCAGGCAGCUAGAAAAGGUGAAGGAAAUGGAAGUCGCUGAAGGCAGCAGCGAAGAUUUAUUAGAGACAGUUAGUUCGAGAAGCGACCUGGUGAAAUGAGCUGACCAUGUACAGAUGGACAUGAAUAUACUUCUGAUGGUCUUUCCUGUAAAGUGUAGUGUUUCGGAACAAGACAUAGGAGGGGUUUAUUUCAUUUAAAAGAUUCUUUCAAUGACUAUCUGGUGCAAAUGGAACUGCAAGGCUACACGCAAAUAACCAAGCAUUGGCAUCGUGAAGUUGAAGGAAGAUCCUUCCAGAAGUUGCACUUUUGUAGGUUGUAUGCAUACUCCAUAGUAUACAUGGGCGUUUGGUGCCCCUUCAACGUAGAGGAUGAAUGUUCAAGUUCCUCUUGGAUAAUGUCUGUGUAGGGUAGAUGUUUUGAUAGAGGAUUGUAUAUCUAGCCGAUAUGUUGAUGAUCACCUGUUCUCAUGUACCCAACCGCAAAAAAAGAACCUGUUUUGUACCUUUCUUUAGGAAUCAACGGUGGGAAUUUUCCACCUAUAACCCAAUGCUAAGUUCAGUCGAGUGGGGUUAAUGGCUAAGUUUUAGAGCCUUAAUAGA
Molecule: messenger RNA, 3636 nt
Organism: Phragmites australis (common reed)
Lineage: Eukaryota; Viridiplantae; Streptophyta; Magnoliopsida; Poales; Poaceae
Exons: 19
Coding region: 376-3135 (919 amino acids)
Biological process (GO): intracellular monoatomic cation homeostasis
Cellular component (GO): mitochondrial inner membrane
Source: RefSeq, a predicted model, not a curated record